CGUACUGAAUACGCGCACUCAUAAAGACGCAUUAAAAAUUGUUUAUGCAGUCUGGCAUUUGGCAACCGGAACUCAAAAACUUGAGGUUUUGAUUUCUGAUUCAAAACAUUCCGAGAAUCCGAAGUUUCGGACAGCAUUAUGUCGAUUAGGAAUAACACGAUGCAGCGACUUAUCCCAUGUAUGGAAUAAAUUGAGAAGAUUUGAAAGUCCAGAUUCCCUCUAGAUGUUAAGUGAUUAGAAAGUUCUUGAUGGGGGCAUUUCUGAGUUUUGCUGGUAACAGGUUCAGGGCAAAUGAGUAUUGUGAGGUUCCACAAAACGAAACUUGCAAGAGGCAAAGGAUGUCAUCAAGUUUUAAUGAUGAGAAUCUGAGACUGAUUCCCAGUCUUCCGGAUGAGAUAUCAAUGCAGAUUCUAGCUAGAGUUCCCAGGAUUUGUUACUUGAGUAUUAAGAAGGUGUCAAGGAGCUGGAAAAUUGCCAUCACGAGUCCUGAACUUUUCAAUUUGCGAAAAGAGCUUAGAACAACAGAAGAAUGGCUUUAUAUAUUGACUAAGGUUGAUGAUGAUAAGCUUCUAUGGUAUGCGUUGGAUCCUUUGUCCAGAAAAUGGCAACUUUUGCCACCGAUGCCCAACUUUGCUUGUGAAGAAGAUUCUAAGAAGGGGUCAUCUGCUAUUCGGAUGUGGAAUGUGGUUGGGUCAAGUAUUAAGAUUGCAGAUGUAAUAAGGGGCUGGCUUGGACAGAAGGGUGGAUUGGAUCAAAUGCCCUUUUGUGGUUGUGCUAUUGGGGCGGUUGAUGGCUCCCUCUAUGUUUUAGGUGGAUUCUCUCGAUCUUCUGCAAUGAGGUGUGUCUGGAGAUUUGAUCCAGUUCUAAACGUUUGGAGUGAAGUGAGCUCUAUGUCAAUUGGUAGGGCGUAUUGUAAGACGGGCAUCUUGAACAACAAGCUUUAUGUUGUUGGAGGGGUUAGUAGGGGUCGAGGUGGUGCUCUGACUCCUCUUCAAUCCGCUGAAGUAUUUGACCCUCACACUGGGGAGUGGUCGCAAGUACCAAGCAUGCCAUUCUCUAGAGCUCAGGUUUUACCUAUUGCCUUCUUGGCUGACAUGCUAAAACCUAUUGCCACUGGGAUGACUUCAUACCGCGGAAGGUUAUGCGUGGCACAGAGUCUGUAUUCCUGGCCCUUUUUUGUUGAUGUUGGAGGAGAGAUAUAUGAUCCUGAAAUGGAUUCAUGGGUUGAAAUGCCAACUGGAAUGGGCAAGGGUUGGCCUGCGAGGCAAGCAGGGACCAAAUUGAGUGUUGUAGUGGAUGGGGAGCUUUAUGCAUUGGAUCCCUCUAGUUCUCUAGAUAGUGGUAAGAUCAAGAUAUAUGAUCAUCAAGAGGAUGCAUGGAAAGUAGUUGUAGGGAAGGUUCCUAUUCGGGAUUUCGCUGAUUCAGAGUCUCCAUAUUUACUUGCUGGUUUUCUAGGGAAGCUUCAUGUCAUUACGAAAGAUGCCAACCAUGAAAUUGCAGUUCUGCAGGCUGACCUCCAUAAUCAAUUAAGUUCUUCUCCAUCAGCUUCAUCUCCCUCAGAAAGAACCAUGGGUGCAAGUUUCCCGGCCAGUGGUUCAUCAAUACAUUCUGAUGUGCUUCCUAUGACUACUGCAAACUCUGUAUAUCAACAGCAAGACUCAAUGGCACAAGCAGAAACCAAAGUCUGGAAUGUUAUUGCCACUUGGAACUUUGGGUCUGCCGAGCUGGUUAGCUGUCAAGUACUUGAUAUCUAACAGUAUUAGCAAGCUUACACCAGGACUUGUUUGUAUAAGGAUAAAGGUCAGAAGUAGUUUUUGGUGACCGUUUCUGAUCAGCAGGUGUUUAAUUUAUCUGGGCAUUAUGAAAGUCAUAGUAAUACCUGUGCUGUCACUGUAUCAUUGCAAGGAUGGUGGUUAAUGAUCAUAAUAGGCUCCUGCUGAUACAAGUAGAUGGACUGCCCGAGUUUAGUAAUAAUCCUUUUUGAAGUUUCAUCAGAAAAUUUGGAUGUGACAUCUUAUUUGAUGUAUAUGAAGAAGGUUGUUUCGUAUUUGAAUCUGAGGGUCUUGCUGCAUGAAUUGAUUUGUAAGAUGUUUGUGCAGGUAUGGUGUAUUUACCAUCUCUAAUAGGGGAAGACUUUGUCUCCUCUCCUCGUUUGGGAAUUGGCGAUAUUAGUGAUAAAUCUUCUCCUUUCUUGUAUUUAUGUAAUAAAAUUCUUGCAAGAUAAAUGAAAAUAGGUUUGUAAAGAGAGAGAACUACCUUAAUUAAUGCUGCAUGACUCUGCUUCAAGUUUCUGUUA
Messenger RNA from Macadamia integrifolia, 2296 nucleotides. RefSeq names its product F-box/kelch-repeat protein At1g22040-like. The record is from RefSeq and is a predicted model, not a curated record. Gene Ontology annotation, molecular function: protein binding. Lineage: Eukaryota; Viridiplantae; Streptophyta; Magnoliopsida; Proteales; Proteaceae. The coding region runs from base 249 to 1754 and encodes 501 amino acids. The transcript is spliced from 2 exons.